Molecule: messenger RNA, 2699 nt
Organism: Odontomachus brunneus
Lineage: Eukaryota; Metazoa; Arthropoda; Insecta; Hymenoptera; Formicidae
Exons: 20
Coding region: 1-2526 (841 amino acids)
Biological process (GO): detection of chemical stimulus involved in sensory perception of smell; sensory perception of smell
Cellular component (GO): plasma membrane
Molecular function (GO): odorant binding; olfactory receptor activity
Source: RefSeq, a predicted model, not a curated record
AUGAUCAGCCUUCAGACUAAGUUUUGGAAUAUUAAUCGAAUACUUUUGCUCGCGAUUGGAUUAUGGCCUUAUCAGCAAUCAAAACUCGUUAAUAUUCAGAUAAUGUUGUAUUAUAGUCUUUUAAUAAGUGCAAUAAUAUUUCAGUUUACAUCAUUCUUGACUACAGAAUGCACUUUUGAUCUAGUCGUCAAAAUUCUAUCACUGACAUUAUUUUGCUCUGUAUAUUUGAUUGUUUACAACAUGUUUUGUAUUAACAACCAAAAUAUACGCUAUAUAUUGGACGAAUUUCAAUUUAUUUAUAAUACGAUGAAGGAUGAGAAUGAAAUCGUUAUUAUAGAAAAAUAUGGAUACUACGCAAAACGUUUUACGAUUUGCUUUAUAGUGAUUGCUAUAUGCUGCGCAUUUAUGAGUCUUACGCAGUCAUGGUUGCCAGAUAUUCUCAACGUUUUUUUUCUCAUAAAUAUUUCUCGAUCAAAUCCCUUAAUGUACACUAAAACUGAAUACUUUGUUGAUCAAGAAAAAUAUUCUCAUUUAAUUACGCUGCACAUAUACGUAUUUAUUUGUGUAGCAUCGCUCGUCGUGUUAGCGAUUGGAACUUUAAUCGUAGUAUGUAUUAAAUAUAUCUGCGGAAUGUUUACAAUCGCCAGUUAUCGUAUCGAGCGGGCAAUAGAAAUUUAUACUCCACAAAGUAUUGAUGUGAAGAACGAAAUUAUAGUCUAUAAUAAAAUAAUUUACGCUGUGGACAUUCAUCGCAAAGCUUUGACGAUCACCAAAUAUAUUUGUUUUAAGUUGGAAGAUUCGAUUUUGUGUAUAAUAAUUAUCAGUGUGAUUUCCUUAAGUCUCAAUCUUUUUCGGAUUUUUCAGAUUAUAUCGUUUGAUGCCAAUAUCGAGGAGCUGAUGAUACACUCCGUAAUUGUAUGCGUCAUUUUCAUAUACAUAUUCGUAAUCAGUUAUUUUAUGCAGGAAAUUUUAGAUCACAAUAAUGAAAUGUUCGUAAACGUAUACAACACCCGGUGGUAUAGAACUCCUUUAUAUAUACAGAAAAUGAUAUUGUUUCUGUUGCAAAAAGGCACAACAGCUUUAAAUAUCAAGUUUGGUGGAUUUUUCGUGGCAUGUUUAGGAAGUUCCUCCACGUUGAUAAGCACCUCCCUGUCUUAUUUCACCGUGCUUUAUUCUAUACAACACUGUUAUCGUAUCGAGCAAGCGAUAAAACCCAUGGACGUAAUUAAUCUUAGCUCAAGAAACGUAGUUUUAAUUUACAAGGCGAUAAUUUAUGCUGUGGAUAUUCAUCGUAAAGCUAUCGAGUUGAUGCAUUUCGUUCUCCGCGGAAACAUGAUCUCUUAUGAGGCGCGAUAUUUCAAACUGAAUCGAAUCUUACUGCUCUCAAUUGGCUUGUGGCCGUACCAGCAACCGAAAAAUGCUCGAUUUCAAGUUUUUAUACUAUUUGGUAUCUUUAUGUAUAGCACUCAAUAUCAACUUCGAAUUCUUGUGUCUGAAAAGUUGACAUUUAAUUUUAUGGUUAACAUUUUCUCUCUUGCACUGUGCCAUAUUAUCGGCGGAAUUCAAUAUAUUUCGUUUUGGAUCAACAUGAAAACUGUGAGAUGGUUAUUGGACUAUCUGAAGUAUAUAUGUAACGAACUAAAAGAUGACAAUGAAAUCGCUAUUAUAGAAAGUUACGGGCGCAUUAUGCAACGUUAUACAAUUGUCCUUACAUCGUUUGCGAUGAUCUGGAUAUUUAUUAUUACCGCCGAGUCGAUUUUGGGACAGAAUGUUGAUGUUUCUUUGCUUGUGAACGAGUCUCAAUCACAUCGUGCAUCGAUGUUAAUAACUGAUUUUGCCAAUCGAAAAAAAGAUAUAUGUUUAAUUUUGCACACGAAUAUACUCAUUUAUAUAGAGCUGAUCGUAACGGUAGCAACCGGUAGUAUGCUCAUAGGAUAUCUCCAAUAUAGCUGCGGAAUGUUUAGUAUCGCUUGUUAUCGUAUCCAGCAAGCGAUAAGUAUUGAUCAGGAAAAUCAAACAAAUAUCAAUCCGAAAAGAGAAAUUAUCAUUUCUAAAGGGAUUAUUUAUGCCGUGGACAUUCAUCGCAAAGCUAUAGAGUACUGCAAGUUUCUAAUAACCAAAUUUGAGGGAACGUUCUUCCUCAUGAUAGUAUUUGGCGUAACUUCGUUGAGCCUCAAUAUUUAUCGCCUUUUGCAGGUUAUAUCGUUUGGAGAAAAUAUUAGGGAAUUGUUAAUACAUAUAACAUGUAUGGAAACCAUUAUUUUGUAUAUGUUUUUAUCAAAUUAUAUCGGACAACAAGUCACGGAUCACUACAACAAUAUAUUUUUCAACGCAUACAAUGUUCAAUGGUAUAUGACGCCCUUAUCUAUACAGAGACUGAUAGUGCUGCUACUACAAAGGAGUAACAAAAAUUUCACCUUGAAUAUUGGUAGAUUGUUUUCAGCAUCUUUAGAAUGUUUUGCUACGUUGUCGAGUGCGUCGAUGUCUUACUUUACUGUUAUGUAUUCUAUGCAGCAACGGGAUUAAGAUUUAAAUAAUAGCAGAAAAUAGAAAAGAGAAGUAAGAUCAAAGUAAAAGAUUAAAGUUUAAAAAGUAAAGACUAAAGUAGUUACUGGCGUAAGUAGUUAGUAUCACUGACCUUUGACAUAAUUGGUCCUUAACAUCGUAGAAGCAAGGAGACUCGUUAGAUUAGAUUCGUU